Molecule: messenger RNA, 3739 nt
Organism: Seriola aureovittata
Lineage: Eukaryota; Metazoa; Chordata; Actinopteri; Carangiformes; Carangidae
Gene: wfikkn2a
Product: info WAP, follistatin/kazal, immunoglobulin, kunitz and netrin domain containing 2a
Exons: 3
Coding region: 350-2080 (576 amino acids)
Cellular component (GO): extracellular region
Molecular function (GO): serine-type endopeptidase inhibitor activity; protein binding
Source: RefSeq, a predicted model, not a curated record
UUAAUUAAGUUGAUCAUAACUGUAACUCAGCUGGGAUUUGCUGUCCGACUAGACAGGCCACUGUAAUUCAUGUAGUUAGAUCUUAAGUGGGUUUGCACACUGCAGCCUUAAUCUCUCGCUACUAUUAAACGUGGAGCGACAAACCUGGAGAGCUCUCCACGUCCAGACCGGUCCCGCACGCUCUUAUUCGCGCCGCUUCUUUGCUGCAUUUGAUUCCGGUACUUACAGAAUUCAUCUCGCGAAAGUUUAAAGACUUUUUCAAAACUUCAAGCUUGUGUUAAACUCGGUGGUCUCUCGUUGGAGUUGCUUUCUUCAAGGUUUUUAGUUUCCGUUCUGUUACGCGCCGGAUAUGUGGUGGAUGCUGUUUCCCCGAUGGAUUUGGUUUCUUCUGGGACAUUAUUACACUAUACUCCUUUAUAUGGGCAGUUGCCGUGUGCGAGCGAUGCCUAUGUCUGUGGCCAAAGUGGUCUACUCUCAUGCAGGUCUGUGCCCGAAUGACCUGAACCCAAACCUGUGGGUGGAUGCUAUGAGCACCUGUAUGCGCGAGUGUGAAUCUGACCAGGACUGUGAGACAUUUGAGAAGUGCUGCCCUAAUGUUUGUGGUAACAAGAGCUGUGUGGCAGCACGCUACAUAGACAUCAAGGGAAACAAGGGCCCCAUUGGAAUGCCGAAGGGUGCCACCUGCGACAAGUUCAUGUGCUCUCAGCAAGGGUCCGAGUGUGACAUCUGGGACGGCCAGCCUGUUUGUAAGUGCCGGGACCGCUGUGAGAGGGAACCCCACUUCACGUGUGCGUCUGACGGCAUGACAUAUUAUAACAAGUGCUACAUGGAUGCAGAGGCCUGUUCCAAGGGUAUCUCUAUCUCUGAGGUCACCUGCAGGUACCACCUGACCUGGCCGAACACCAGCCCAAUCCCUGCAGAGACUACCCUACAUCCCACCACUGCCCUCCAGACCACCCUCCCAGCUGACAUCCAGCUCCCCACCAUACACAGUGGCCCCACCCAACUGACUGUCUUCGUUGGAGAGACGGCCAGCUUCCUGUGUGAGGUGUCUGGGAAGCCACGUCCGGAAAUCACCUGGGAGAAACAACUGAAGGGCAAAGACAACACCAUAAUGAGACCCAAUCAUGUCAGAGGGAACGUUGUGGUUACUAACAUUGGCCAGCUGGUCAUAUACAAUGCGCAACUUCCGGAUGCCGGCAUCUACACGUGCACAGCCAAGAAUGUUGGGGGAAGUGUAUCAUCACACUUUCCCUUGGUAGUGAUCAGGAGAGAAGUGAAAGGUAAGAAUGCAGAGGUGAAUAGUACCAACCUUCCUUUUCCAGCUGAAGAAUGCCUUAAGAGCCCAGACACAGAUGACUGUGGAGAGGAGAGCAUGAGCUGGUACUAUGAACCAAAGAGGAACAAUUGUUUCACCUUCACGUACAGUCAGUGCAAUAAAAACCGUAACCAUUUCGACACCUACGAAACCUGCAUGCUGUCAUGUGGAGGAGAACUAGCGGCUCCCUGUAGCCUACCGAGUCUCCAAGGGCCUUGCAAGGCUUAUGAGCCUCGCUGGGCCUAUAGCAGCAGCCUCAAAAAGUGCCAGUCCUUCGUCUAUGGAGGCUGCGGCGGCAACGAGAACAACUUUGAGUCCAAAGAGGCCUGUGAAGAGAUGUGCCCCUUUCCGAAGAACCACAACUGCAAGAUGUGUAAACCUCGAGGCAAGAUGGUCACCAGCUUCUGCAAGAGUGACUUUGUGAUCCUGGGGCGUGUGACUGAGCUGACAGAGGAGCAAGAGUCAGGCCAUGCUUUGGUGACAGUGGAGGAGAUCUUGAAGGAUGAGAAGAUGGGUCUGAGGUUCUUUGGCAAAGAACCGUUGGAGGUGACUCUUUUGAACAUGGACUGGAACUGCCCCUGCCCCAAUAUCACUGUGGCUGACGGGCAGCUCAUCAUCAUGGGAGAUGUUCAAAACGGGAUGGCCAUUCUGCAGCCCGACAGCUUUGUUGGCUCCUCCAGCACUCGCAGAAUCAGGAAGCUUCGUGAGGUUAUCCACAAGAAAACCUGUGAUUUCCUCAAAGAUUUCUCUGCCGUCCAGUAGAAUCUUUUAAAAUCUCACACUCCGUGACAGUCAGUUAUGUUGUUUUCAGAUUAUUCAAAGCUCCAGUGACCUCACCUGUCAGACCGACUGCCAGUAAACCCGAAACUAACUUAUUGGAGGUUUUGUUGCUUGUUUCAGAUGUUUUUCUUUCCUUAUUUCACUCCUUAUUGCUCAGUAGUCUUAAAAAAAAAACGUUAUAAUCACAUCAUUGUUGUAAUUGAUCAUUACAGAUGCUGUGUCAAAACUGUCCUAUUUUUCAAAAAUUAGAAUCAAGCUUUGACAGUUUUUGCCUUCACCACCAGCGGCACAUUGUCUGAAAAUGGCAAGUGGAAUAGAAAUAGUCACGCGCAUUUACCCUGUACAAAGUAUUUAAUCUUUUAACUGUUUAUUAAAACAACAUUAUAGUUUUCUCUACACUAAUAUUAUUCAUUUAGAAGUAUGUUUUGAUAUAAUUGGCUUGUUUGCUUUGUGUUUAUGUGGGACCUCGCAAAACUGACAUUGUACAACAACUGUCCAGAGCUCUUGAGCUCACAAUAAUACAAUGUGAAGCCUCAGUUUAUCUACCAGAAUCAAAUAAGCUCUUUGGUUCCAUUUUUUUGUGGAAUCUAUUUUAAUAAGUUUUUUAAUUUACAAUGCAGAAUAUGUAUGUGGACUUCUGUACUUAGUAUUUAUUUUUCUUGAUCUAUUUCUUAUAGGGUUAUGGCCAGUGGACAUGUGUGUAUGUAUGUAUAUGUGUGUAUGUAUGUAUAUAUAUAUACACACACACACACACACACACACACACACACACCACACACACACACACACACACACACACACACACACACGUGUACAGUAUAUAUACAUAUAUAUAUGAGUGUAUGUAUCUCUGAAUCUAAUUACCUAGAGAACAGAGCACAUAUUUUUUAUGUUGUCUAUGAUAUAUUAGUGCUCAUUGAAACUUAUAUGGAAUAUGAUGGCAAAAUAAAUAAAGGUGAUUAAGAAAACGUUAUUGUUUCCUUGCUUUUUUAAGUUGUAUUUUCCCCUCUGCUAGAGACAAAAUACCCGACAUGCUCACAGUUUAUGAAAAGACCCGUGUGGGCAGUGCAUGUGCCGGUCUGUAGCUGACAUCCCUUCAUCCAUGUCCUCCGCCUUCCACUUGUAUUUCACACACACAGGGCCUAGUCUGGCAUUAAAAUCUGAAGCAGGUCACAUUCCAGCCCAGCUGUGGUGGCCUGCAGAGCUGUGUGUUGUGUUGUGUCUGGGUCUGGGGCCCUCGCAUAGCACACACCCCACCGGCCAUCCAUUGGCCUUGUGCGGCCCCUUUCAUGUGCAAGAGGCCGGGGUGAAGGGGAUGUUGGCUGAAUCUUUCUCUUUCCCUCUCUGUUGGCCACAUCUGUGUUAAAGGGGCAUAAUAGAGAACAGAGAGAGGAAUGGAAGGAGAGUAAAAGGUCAAGUAGAAAUAGAGGACUGUGAGCCCUGAAAUUCAACCAAAGUAAGGAUAGAGCUUGAAACUUGUCUCUAUUAACACGCAAUCAUUCUGUAGAAUUUCUCUCUUUACAUGCUGAGAUUGUGGCCAACUCCUAAUGUGGAAGAGAUAAGGACACUGGAGAAAUGAAAUCAUUCAUGAGUAUAAAGGUGCAAACAGUUAGGGUAGUCAAACACUAGAACUCUGGGAUA